UAAUAAAACCAGAAAUCUAAACGAUUCAUCCUUUGAGAAAAAAAAAACGAUUCAUCUGUUCUUAAGGUUUAAGAGGUUUUGGAAAAAAAAGGAAUUAAAAUUUCAAACAGAGUUUGGUUGGUUAGCUGGCCCCGCGGUUUAUAUCUUGGAGUUCACUUAAAUCUUUCGUUUUAUUUGAAAAAAUCCACCAAGAAUCACAGAACAAACUGAUCUGUGUGUCUCUAUAUAAUGAAGAGGUUCACAGUUUGCUGCAUCUCAAACCGAACCCACAAGAACAGAAAUCGAAAUCCAGAUAAGAAAUUAAAAGAAAGCAUGGAGAUGAUUUCAAGAAAAGACAUUGAAGAGCCUGAAAAACAGAACAACAACAAUGUAACAUCUUCUAUUAUUGGUUCUGAUCCCACCAAUGUAAUUGUGAAUCAUGACUUCUCUUCCGGGAUGCAUUCGUGGCAUCCGAAUUGCUGCGAGGCCUUUGUUAUCACCGCCGGGUCUAAUGUCUCUCACGGUGUUUUAGACAUGUCAAAGUGUGGUAGCUAUGUAGUUGUCAAGAACAGGAAAGAAACUUGGCAAGGCUUGGAACAAGACAUUACAAGUAGAGUGAAACCUUGUUGUCUUUAUAAAGUUUCAGCAACUGUUGCUGCAUCCGGACCUGUUCAAGGGUUGGUUGAAGUUAUGGCCACCUUGAAGCUCGAAACUGGACAAGCUCCAACAAACUAUCAGCUCAUCGCAAAAACUUGUGUCUUCAAGGAGAAGUGGGUGAGACUAGAAGGCAUGUUCUCGUUACCUAGCUUACCAGAAAAAGUUGUAUUCUAUUUGGAAGGCCCGUCAACGGGGAUCGAUCUUCUCGUACAGUCUGUUACCAUUCACGGCGAAAGCGAGCCUAAGCUGGAGUGUGUUACUAGUGCUGAAGAUGAGACUAUUGUAGUGAACCCAAACUUUGAAGAUGGACUAAACAACUGGUCUGGGAGAAGCUGCAAGAUUGUGUUACAUGACUCAAUUGCUGAUGGAAAGAUAGUACCAGAAUUCGGGAAAGUUUUCGCUUCGGCUACAGAACGCACGCAGUACUGGCAUGGUAUUCAGCAAGAGAUCACCGGGAAAGUUCAAAGAAAACGCCUCUACGAGGCAACCGCAAUAGUACGCAUAUACGGAAAAAAUGUGACUACUGCUACAGUACAAGCAACUCUAUGGGUCCAAAAUCCUAAUCAACGCGAUCAAUACAUUGGCAUUGCAAAUGCGCAGGCAACAGACAAAGAGUGGUUACAUUUGAAAGGGAAGUUCCUCCUCAACGGUUCUGCAUCACGAGUAGUCAUUUACAUCGAAGGUCCACCUCCAGGAACUGAUAUUCUCCUCAAUAGCUUAACUGUGAAACACUCCGAGAAACUCCCUCCUUCACCGCCCCCUUCUAUUGAGAAUCCUGCAUAUGGGGAAAACAUAGUCACAAAUAGCCAUUUAAGUGAUAAUACAACCAAUGGAUGGUUUCCAUUAGGGAACUGCACACUAAGUGUUGCGGAAGGAUCACCUCGAAUCCUUCCUCCGAUGGCAAGAGACUCCCUUGGAUCACACGUGCCUCUAAGUGGCCGCUAUAUACUUGUGACUAACCGAACACAGACAUGGAUGGUCCAGCUCAAGUGAUUUGUAGACAAAAAUUAUGUAAGAAUAUAAGAAAGAUCUUUAUACAAGGGGAUAAACUUAUUUUAUUGAAACACUCAAAAGGAUUACAAGAACUCUUAAGACUCUUACUCAAACUCACUCACUUAAGCUUGUAUGAAACUCUUCACCAAGCUUUGGUUUUUAUAGUACAAAUUUUAGGGAAUA
Messenger RNA from Camelina sativa (false flax), 1812 nucleotides. RefSeq names its product endo-1,4-beta-xylanase 1. Gene Ontology annotation, biological process: carbohydrate metabolic process. NCBI's taxonomy places the organism in Eukaryota, Viridiplantae, Streptophyta, Magnoliopsida, Brassicales, Brassicaceae. Gene Ontology annotation, molecular function: hydrolase activity, hydrolyzing O-glycosyl compounds. The record is from RefSeq and is a predicted model, not a curated record.